GUGCUGGGGGUGAGGCUGCAGCUCGGGAGCUCACGGUGCGUUUGAACAGUGGGUGCUAGCCUCUGUGCCUCAGUUUCCCUUUUGUUCAGCACCGUUCCUCUCAUGGGGGUAUGCUGUGGUGAUGGGCUCUGCACAAGUGCCAGAUGGUUGUGACCACCAGUAGAUGACCGGCACAAGGCUGGCUGAAGCCACUGGGCUUUGCCCCAUGGGUCCCCUCCCAUCUCCCAGUGGUGAGUGGGAUGAGUUUAGGAGCUGCGUUUCCUUCUGGGCCAUGGCAGUUUCUCCUCAGUUGGAUUGAGGAGCGGUGGCUGCAGCUCAUCCCUGGCAGGAGCAGAAGAUGCAGGAGGCUGUGUAGCAGGUUUGUGAGCAGCUGCUGACUUCUCAGCCCCGCCGGGUCUGGCUGCGCACGACGGUACCAUGAACUGAGCACCAAGCCACGCAAAACUUUUUUUUUUUGUUUUGGCUUUUUUGGGUUUGUUUUCCAUCCGAGAAAAAAGCCCCCCACGCUGUUUAAUGAAAGCAUUUUAAAGCGGGGUUAGCUCUCCCCUCCCCUGAGUCGAAGUCGUCCCGGGUGUGGAGAGGAUUUCCGGAGAAGAUGGGGAGAAAAAAGAUCCAGAUCCAGCGGAUCACGGAUGAGCGCAAUCGGCAGGUGACCUUCACCAAGCGCAAGUUCGGCUUGAUGAAGAAAGCCUACGAGCUGAGUGUCCUGUGCGACUGUGAGAUUGCCCUCAUCAUCUUCAACCACUCCAACAAGCUGUUCCAGUAUGCCAGCACCGACAUGGACAAGGUGCUGCUCAAGUACACCGAGUACAACGAGCCCCAUGAGAGCAGGACCAACGCAGACAUCAUCGAGACGUUAAGAAAGAAAGGUUUUAACGGCUGUGACAGCCCAGAGCCCGACGGUGACGACUCCAUAGACCAGAGCCCCUUGAUGGAGGAUAAAUACCGCAAAGGCAGCGAGGAUCUGGAUAUCCUGUUCAAGCGAUACGGUGCGCUGAACAAGAAGCACAGGGAGUGCGAGAGCCCGGAAGGGGAUGAAGUGUUUGCGCUGACCCCGCAGACGGAAGAAAAAUAUAAAAAGAUUGAUGAGGAGUUUGAUAAAAUGAUGCAGAGUUACCGGCUCGCAUCCACAGUGCCCGCUCCGAACUUCGCCAUGCCCGUGACGGUGCCGGUGACCAACCAAAACACGCUGCAGUUCAGCAACCCAGGCAGCUCCCUGGUGACCCAGUCCCUGGUGACCUCCUCGCUGACAGACCCCCGGCUCCUGUCACCGCAGCAGCCAGCACUGCAGAGGAACACGGUGUCCCCAGGGCUGCCACAGCGGCCAGCCAGUGCAGGGGCGAUGCUUGGGGGAGACCUGAACAACACGAACGGAGCCUGCCCGAGCCCCGUGGGAAACGGCUACGUGAGUGCCAGAGCCUCUCCGGGUCUCCUCCCCGUGUCCAACGGCAGCAGCCUGGGCAAGAUCAUCCCGGCCAAGUCGCCGCCGCCGCCCUCGCACGGCACGCAGCUCGCCGCCAACAGCCGCAAGCCGGACCUGCGCGUGAUCACCUCGCAGAGCGGGAAGGGGCUGAUGCACCAUCUGACUGAGGACCACUUGGCUCUGCAAAACACACAGCGGUUGGGUGUCUCUCAAGCAACUCACUCUCUGACCACACCAGUUGUUUCCGUGGCAACUCCGAGCUUGCUGACACAGGGGCUGCCCUUCUCAGCCAUGCCCACGGCGUACAACACAGAUUAUCAGCUGACGAGCGCUGAGCUGUCCUCACUGCCAGCAUUCAGCUCACCUGGAGGGCUGUCCCUUGGCAACAUCUCUGCCUGGCAGCAGCAGCAGCAGCAGCAACAGCAGCAGCAGCAACAGCAGCAGCAACAGCAGCAGCAGCAGCAGCAACAACAGCAACAGCAGCAGCAGCCACAGCAGCAGCCGCAGCAGCAGCACCUGGUCCCAGUGUCACUAGGAAACUUAAUACAAGGGAGUCACUUGUCCCACACCACCACUUUGACUGUCAACACCAACCCCAACAUCAGCAUCAAGUCGGAGCCCGUCUCGCCCAACCGGGAGAGGAACACUGCCACCCCGCUCAGCACCUUCCCCCACCAGCCCCGGCACGAGCCCACCGGCCGCUCGCCCGUCGACAGCCUCAGCAGCAACACCAGCUCCUACGAGGGCAGCAGCGAGCGGGACGAUCCCGCCCGCCCCGAUUUCGGCUCAUCCCUGGGGCUCCUGCGGCCCAGCAGCGAGCCCGAGGGGGAGAGCCCCUCGGUGAAGCGCAUGCGGUUGGAUACCUGGGUCACAUAACGGGCCCCGCCGGCCCCGGGAGCUCCAGCAGGGCCGCGGAGAGGGGCUGGGAGGGGCGGG
Messenger RNA from Pseudopodoces humilis (Tibetan ground-tit), 2359 nucleotides. Lineage: Eukaryota; Metazoa; Chordata; Aves; Passeriformes; Paridae. The record is from RefSeq and is a predicted model, not a curated record.